AUGGAGACCAAAGCACCAUCAACCAAGAAAGAAUUGCAAUCAUUAUUAGGAAAGAUAAACUUCCUAAGAAGAUUCAUCUCAAACCUAAGUGGUCGAACUCAAGCCUUCUCUCCCCUCCUACGCCUGAAACAAGGGAAGUUCGAAUGGAAUGACGAACAUCAAAAGGAAUUCGACAAGAUCAAACAUUAUCUGACGAAUCCUCUUAUCUUGGCACCACCAUAUGGAAAGAAGCCUAUGAGACUGUAUAUAUCAGCUUCCGACACUACCAUAGGUAGCAUGUUGGCACAAGAGAAUGAAGAUGGCAUCGAAAGGGCCAUUUAUUAUCUUAGUAGGGUUUUAAAUGAUGCAGAAACUAGAUACACUUUAAUAGAAAAGCUGUGUCUUUGUUUGCAUUUCUCUUGUACUAAACUCAAGUAUUAUAUAAAACCUAUUGAUUUAUAUGUCUCCUCACAUUUUGAUGUUAUCAAGUAUAUGUUAUCUAAGCCAAUAAUGCACAGUCGAAUUGGCAAAUGGGCUUUAGCACUCACUGAAUACUCUUUAACCUUUAUGCCCUUAAGGGAAAUGAAGGGACAAAUAGUAUCAGACUUUAUUAUAGACCAUGUAGUGGUCGAAAAUCCUCAACUUCAAGUUGAGUUGAAACCUUGGAGAUUAUUCUUCGACGGUUCCACUCAUAAGGAUGGAAGUGGGGUUGGGAUCAUGUUAAUUUCUCCUGACAGAAUUCCAACAAAACUUAAAUAUAGAAUUGAAGGUCCCCUUUGUUCUAACAACGAAGUAGAAUAUGAAGCCCUUAUUGCAGAACUUGAGGCUUUGUUGGAAUUGGGGGCAACUAGGGUCGAAAUUGAAGGAGACUCAGAAUUAGUAAUCAAGCAACUGACGAAGGAGUACAAAUGUAUAAAAGAAAAUUUGAUUAUGUACUUCGUCAUUGCAAAUAGGUUACUCAAAAAAUUCGAAUAUAUUGACAUAAAACAUGUCCCUAGAAUAAAAAGCCAAGAAGCUAAUGACUUAGCACAAAUAGCUUCAGGGUAUAGAAUUUCAAAAGGGAAGCUAGAAGAACUUGUCGAAGUAAGAGGAAAGGCAAUGGCUUCCAGAUUGUCUCCAACAGAUUUGGAAAGCACUCAGUUAGGAUAUGCUAACAAAGAGGAGUUUUUUCGUACUGGACAUGGAUACCUUAAUAGAUACAGAUUGGAGGAAUCCAAUUAUUAA
This is a messenger RNA of Lathyrus oleraceus (garden pea), 1203 nucleotides long. RefSeq lists its product as uncharacterized. Gene Ontology annotation, molecular function: RNA-DNA hybrid ribonuclease activity; nucleic acid binding. The transcript has a single exon. Bases 1 to 1203 code for a protein of 400 amino acids. The record is from RefSeq and is a predicted model, not a curated record. NCBI's taxonomy places the organism in Eukaryota, Viridiplantae, Streptophyta, Magnoliopsida, Fabales, Fabaceae.